Messenger RNA from Aspergillus glaucus CBS 516.65, 1396 nucleotides. RefSeq lists its product as uncharacterized. The record is from RefSeq and is a predicted model, not a curated record. Lineage: Eukaryota; Fungi; Ascomycota; Eurotiomycetes; Eurotiales; Aspergillaceae. The coding region runs from base 252 to 965 and encodes 237 amino acids. The transcript has a single exon.
UACAUAAGAAGGUUGCAGAAUCCAACUACUUACUACUUAAUAUCCAGUGUGCCGAAGAGCACAACGUUGACUCUGGUGGAAGUGUUUGCUACGAACAAUGUCUUUUCUCUUUGCCAAGGGCCAUGCCUUCAACCCUGAAAAGGACAUCCCAGACCUAGAUGGGAAGAUCAUCCUAGUGACCGGAGGCAACAACGACCCUCGGUAAAGAAUGUAUAACCUAGUUGGCCAAACACAACCCAACAAGGAUAUACAUGGGUGCUCGCAGCGUCCAGAAAGCCGAAGAAGCGGUUCUCGACAUCAAAAAAGAAGCCCCCUCCGCGCAUAUCGUCUUUCUCGAAAUAGACCUUGCGCCUUUAUCAAAUCUGCGGCAGACGCUUUCCUGUCUGAAAACGACCGUCUCGAUAUCUUCAUCAAAUAACGCCCGUGUCUUUGCCACUCCACCGGGCUUGACCACGGACGGUUACGAGAUCCAAUUCGGCACCAAUUACAUGGGCCCAGCACUGCUUACUCGGCUGCUUUUGCCGGUGCUCGAUAAAACAGCCAGUACUAUCCCCAGAAGCGACGUUCGGAUCGUAAACGUUAAUUCCGAGAUGUAUCGAUGGCCUCCAAAGGGCGGUCUUCUUAGUCAGAUCAAGACACCACUUACCGAAAUCAGCACCACGACGCGUUACACCCAGUCGAAACUCGCUAAUAUAUACUUGGCCAAGUCCUAUGCCAAACGAUAUCCUCACAUCAAAUCUGUUGCGCUCCACCCGGGACUUGUGCAGACGAACAUUGGCGGUGGGAUGGUAGCGAACCCGAUUUUAUCGUUCAUUUUCAACCAGAUCCUCACGAGAACAGCGUCGGUUGAUGUUCCUACAGGUGCGCUGAAUCAGAUUUGGGCGAGUUCCGCUCAUUCUGAUGAGGUCAAAAGCGGUGCAUACUAUAUUCCGUUUUUUUCAAGGAGGCAGACAGAAUGGACAUGAUAUACCAGACGGAGAUUGCCGAUGUGGGAAAGCAACCCAGACGGUACGACAUGUACUCCUCGCCUGCCUUCUCUUCAAAGGCCUACGGGAGGAGAUCUUCGGGAGAAGGAGCAGAGGACCGGAAGGGGAAGGGAGUAUAAAGACGGUCCUGAACACGCCUAAGCUCGCAAUCCGUGCAGCCAAAUUCAUGUUACGAACCGGGCUCCUUGGGCAAUUCGGAGCCGUGUACAGUGAGGAAAUAGAUCAGACAGAGCACUGAGGUCUUUGGGUAAACAGCAGCCAAAGAGGGCCCGGGGAGCCCGGAUUCUCACGACUCCGAGCGGAGCCAGGCCCUCGAUUUAAACAAGCACCAUAGGUGUACAUAUUUACGUGCCCAGGGACAGUUUGAGACAACCGUCUUCUGCGCGCGGAGAUAGUGCAUUCCAGUCUCC